UGUCAGUCAGUGAGCGGAGGGGGAAGAUGGCUCGCCGGGACGCGUUCUGUUAGCAGGAAGGGGGGCAGGUGCUGCUGCUACUCGGGAGGAAGCAGAGCAGCCGCGGUCGCUGUCGCCGCGAGUCACACUAGUCGAGGUUCUGAGGUGGAGCUCGGGGAGCCGCUCUGGAAAAAUUUCCUGUAUGAACUUAACAGCUGCCUGUGCAGUCUGCAUUUCUUAAAAAAAGAAAAAAGAAAAAAGGAAAUUUCUCUUUCUUUCUAAAGGUCGAAGGUCUAGAACAGAUGUGGAAAGAUGUUCACUUCAGAAAAAGGGGCUGUGGAGGAAUGGUUGUCAGAGUUUAAGACACUACCAGAAACAUCUUUAUCAAAUUAUGCUACAAAUUUGAAAGACAAGAGUUCUUUAGUUUCAUCUCUGUAUAAAGUUAUCCAGGAACCACAAAGUGAGUUGCUAGAACCUGUCUGUCACCAGCUGUUUGAAUUCUAUCGCAGUGGAGAAGAACAGUUGCUUCGAUUUACACUGCAGUUUCUUCCAGAAUUGAUUUGGUGCUACCUUGCAGUCUCAGCCAGCAGAAAUGUGCAUAGCAGUGGAUGUAUUGAAGCUCUUCUUCUAGGGGUUUACAAUUUGGAAAUAGUUGACAAACAGGGACAUAGCAAAGUAUUGAGUUUUACGAUUCCAUCUUUAUCCAAACCAUCUGUAUAUCAUGAACCUUCCAGCAUUGGGUCCAUGGCUCUGACUGAGAGUGCACUAUCCCAGCAUGGUUUGUCAAAAGUUGUGUACAGUGGACCUCACCCCCAAAGGGAGAUGCUGACAGCACAGAAUAGGUUUGAAGUGUUAACAUUCCUUUUGUUGUGUUACAAUGCUGCCUUAACCUACAUGCCCAGUGUUUCUCUUCAAUCAUUGUGUCAAAUUUGUUCAAGAAUCUGUGUUUGUGGCUAUCCCCGACAACAUGUAAGAAAAUACAAAGGUAUAAGUAGCAGGAUACCAGUUUCUUCAGGAUUCAUGGUGCAAAUGUUAACAGGGAUUUAUUUUGCCUUUUAUAAUGGAGAAUGGGAUCUAGCUCAAAAAGCAUUGGAUGAUAUUAUAUACAGAGCUCAGCUAGAAUUAUAUCCAGAGCCAUUGCUGGUUGCUAAUGCCAUAAAGGCUUCACUGCCUCAUGGUGCCAUGAAAUCUAGUAAGGAGGGUACAAGGUGUAUUCAAGUUGAAAUCACACCAACUUCCUCUCGAAUAUCAAGAAAUGCAGUAACCAGCAUGUCAAUAAGAGGUCAUAGGUGGAAAAGACAUGGAAAUACGGAAUUAACAGGUCAAGAAGAACUGAUGGAGAUAUCUGAAGUUGACGAGGGAUUUUAUUCCAGGGCUGCAUCUAGUACUAGCCAGUCUGGUUUAUCAAACAGUAGUAACAAUUCUAGUAACAAGACAAGUGUAGGAAAGACUCAGAGACGCUCAGCAGGAAGCAAAACUGGAGGAAAAGAAAAAGAAACUACAGGGGAGUCUUGCAAAGAUCACUUUGCCCGAAAACAAACUCAAAGAGCCCAGAGUGAGAAUCUUGAGCUUCUCUCUUUGAAGAGACUGACAUUAACUACCAGCCAAUCUCUCCCUAAACCUUGUAGCCAUGGUUUGGCUAAGACUGCUGCAACUGUGUUCAGUAAAUCCUUUGAACAAGUCAGUGGUGUCACAGUCCCACAUAAUCCAUCAUCUGCGGUUGGCUGUGGGCCUGGGACAGAUGCCAAUAGGUUUUCUGCUUGUAGUCUCCAAGAAGAAAAGCUUAUUUACGUUUCUGAAAGGACUGAACUUCCAUUGAAGCAUCAAUCAGGUCAGCAGAGACCUCCUAGUAUUAGCAUUACUCUGUCCACAGAUUAAUUUGUAAUAGUUUUCCCACCUGACCAGUGGAUCUAGAGAUACGACUUUCCUUCUUUAUUGAAAGAGCCCAGGGUCUGUCAUCCCUAUUCCAGACAAGAGCCCUGAUGUCUUAAGUUCUGAAGGCUACCUUGAUUAUGAAGGGAAUAAUGUGUAGGUUGCAGUAAGUUGAAAUAUGGUUCUGUUAUUUCUUGGGUAUGUUUUCCCCUCUUGAUUUGAGUUUUUUUUUUCCUUUCUUAUUUGUUUUUGUUGCCCUAAGAUUGUCAGUGUAACAGUACAUUUUGGCAAAUUGGUCAGAUUGGUUACAUUUCAUGAGAGGUUGUGAGUUCUUAUUUUUUAAUAACUCCUACUUUGGUGGUUGUGUCUUUGGCCUUUAGAGUCAAAGGGAAUCUCCAUGUAUGGGAACUGUUUUUGAAAGAAGGAGGCAAAGGUACAGCUCUGGGAAAUCAACAGCUGAUGUGAAGCAUAGCAGUCUGAAAAACAGGCACAUGAAAAAAACAAAAAUGAUGUUUAUGAAAAGUGCCUGAUAAAAAUGUUUAUAAUCAGAUUAUCCUUCAGAUUAGUGGAAUUAUUUAUAUGAAGCACUGGAAAAUGCCUACUAACUCAGUACUUAGACUAAUUCUAUAAUUCCAAGGGUUAGGUAGAGGAAUUUCUGUUGUUAUCUUUGGAACAUUUUUAUAUUAAAAGAUUGCUAGUAGAUGUGUAGUUUUGAAGUAUUUGAUCUGGAUUUAGGAGGUGAAAAUCCCCUUCAAUUCUAAAAUGUAAUAAGCUAUAAAGCUGACUUUCCCUGCUCCUUGACUUUGGAAACCCUAGGUAGGUUGUUUACCUAUAAUUCAAAGCACACAUCAUUGACGACUUCCUGGAAAUCAUUGAAAAUCGUGCAACACAGCUCUCAAGAUACCAAUGUCAACUAUAUAAUACUGAAUUGUUUGUUGGAAAAUGAAGGAUAUUAGGUAAAUUUUUUGUUUAUAAAAUGUCAUAAAAGAAAAUAUAGAGAAAUAUGGACAAAGGACAUUUAUAUAUUAAGUAAUUUAGGUUAUUUGUAUUUGUGUUCUUAAAAUUAUAAAAUGUGAAAAAAAAGUUUUGUUUGUGAACAGGCCUAUUUUAAAUAUUGUUAUGAUAGAAUAAUCAAUGUAGUUGCCCCCAACCAAAAAAUAAAAAUUAAAAAGGCAAAAUGGCAGAAGCUAAACAAACCAGUAUGUACUAUGGAGAACCAUGUGACCUCUAGAUAGACAUAAAAGUUUGGUGUUUGCUAGUGGUGGUCAUUUUGGCUAUGGUUGAGGUUCUCUGUAAAUUAAGUAUACUUAACUAAUAAGUCAGAGGGAGAGAGAGAGAAAGCAAGAAUGAGGAUGAGAGUAAGUUGAUUAGGAAGGAAGACCUAGGACAUCCCCUCUUUGUCUUUUUCACUGUUAGUACACAGUAGUUUCCUUAUUCCCAGUCCCUAGCUGUGGUCACACAGAACAUACUAGUUUUCAUUUUGUGCCUGCUUGUGCAGAGCUCAAAUGUAAAAAAUUUGUAUGUCCUGAGGAGUACUAAAUCAUACACCAUGAAUGUAAUUUUGACCGUAACUGCUUUGGCUACCAUUUUAAAUCUAGUUCUUAAAAAAAGCAUGAACUAGUUUUUAUUCAUUAAUUCUGAAUAGAAUAUGGUUUUUAAUAUAAGUGAAUUUGAGGUUUUUAGUUCCAGUAAUAGAAAUGGAAUAAGAUCUAUUGGUAUAUAUUCUAAUAGUUUAAAAAAAAAGACAACUAGGCAGUGAAAGUUGAAACUGUAUUGAUUUAACAGGAAUCCUGUGUACAAUUUAAAAUAUUUUAAGGGGAUCCCUGGGUGGCGCAGCGGUUUGGCGCCUGCCUUUGGCCCAGGGCACGAUCCUGGAGACCCGGGAUCAAAUCCCAUGUCGGACUCCCGGUACGUGGAGCCUGCUUCUCCCUCUGCCUGUCUCUGCCUCUCUCUCUCUCUCUCUCUCUCUGUGACUAUCAUAAAUAAAUAAAUAAAUAAUUAAAAAAUAUUUUAAAAUGUCACUGUGAAUUUCCUAUUGUCUUUUUGUAAUCCUUUAACAAAGAAUUUCCCCUAAGCAUGUAGCUACUAAUAGUAUUGAUAGUCUUAAGAACUAAUUUAGAAGAUUGACAUUUUAAGCAAGUUAAAGUGCUUAGGAAACUUGUAGAAUAAGAUUGAGGAAACAGCUAGCACAAAUGAGAGAUCAGAUUUUAAUGAUCAACUGCUGUAAUGAUCUUCAUUUUGGUAUUAUUCUAGAUCAUUGCUUCUCCUAUGGUCUGAGGACCAGUAGUAGUUGGCAUCACUAGGGCAUCUUGUUAAAAAUGUAGAAUUUCAGAGCCUCUUUCGAUCUAUUGAAUCAUAGUCUGCUUUUUAACAAGAUCAUCAAGUGAUUUUUAUGCACGUUAAAGUCUGAGAAGAGAGUAUCAAAGUACAAAUUACCUAAUAUUUAGAAUUCUCAGUGUCUCACAAUCCUAGAUCAAGUAUGUUAGGUACUAAAUAUCGUAAUCUUCAUUGUUUUUAACAGCCAAUGAAUUUUUUAAUAGUGCCCAUGAUACUUAUUAGAUUCUUUAAUUCUAAAUUUUUAAUGAUUUUCAUUUAUUUUUACAAUAAAAUGUAACAUUUUAUAUUUUUCUUGUUAACUAUAAAUGGAAUCAGCUACAGAUGCCUACAAUUUUAAUGAAAAGGGUACCACCCUUUUAUACAAUGCAGAACAAAUCUGCAUGUGUAUAUUCUUUUAAAAACUCUGAAGGCUUACUUAGUGGAGUGGAUCUGAAUUUUUGCUUCAAAUAAUUUGUAACAGUUGAUUUUCUGGGAUGCAAAGCUAUGUUAACAGUAAAAUUAUUUUAUAGUACCUUUGAUACUGUUUCAAGUGAGGAUUAUACAUUUGAAAAUUUUUAUAGCAAUUAUUAAUAUUGGAUAAUGCUAAUCCCUUUACUCUCUUCCCAUUCAUCUUUCCAUAUUGAGUUGAAGUCAUAUUUGUAGGUUGUUUUCUUAUGAAAAUCCUAGAUGUAGCCAUUUGGUCACAGAUCUCCUACAUAUCCAGAAUAAUACCCUUUACCACAAGAAGAAUUCUGCCCCAGAAUGGGUCCUUAUACCCCAUACUUCGAAAGAUCUGAACAGAAAUUGUAGUUCCAUUCCACAGUUUAAGCCAUUAGAGGUUCUUGAAAUUACCCAACCUCUUACUCUUCAAAUACCCAACUACUGGGAUAUUCUAUUGAAGCUGGGCCCCAGCAUUUGCCUUUGGAAUGAAGUAGGGAGAGAAACAAAGUAGAAUUUUCAAGAGGAUCCAGGACAGUUGAGCACCCUGGAAUCCCUUGUACACCACCAUGGAACUUUUUAAGGCAGCUCUGUAGACUUGAGGGGUAGAAAUCCUCAGUCCUUAAAUGAUGACAAUUUGUUUUGAAAAAGCAAUAUUUCAUGGCCAUUUUCAAUUAUGAAUCAACUGCUUAGCAAACAUUACCUACAUAAAAACAAGUUGAAUUAAAGGGAAAUAUAUUUUUUAAACCAAAAUAGAUAAAAACAAUCUCAGUUUUAAGGGAUUAUGCCUAUUUGGGAAGAAAAAAUUAAAAUGUUAAAACUUUUACAUUUAAAUUAUAAGAGAAAAAAUGUACUCUGAAACAUAAUUUUAAACAAAUAUUUAAAAUAAGGCUGUUUAACAUUUGAGUCUAUAGGCACAAUAAAUUUACACUUUAUUAAAGGGAAGCACAUCAAGGAAUCUAUGGUAAAUAAUGUGACUGAAAAAAUGUUUUUAAAAAAGCCAUUUAAAAGAAGGAUAAUAAUUUGAUGGGUAUAUAAAUUAAGCAUUGUAGAUAGAAAUUAAUGUAAAAUAGUAUCAACCCAACCUUUGGAUGAAAAAUAAAAACUCACUAUUUCUUUAAUUAGCAUGAAUUUAUACUUUUAGAUUAGUUGCUUAGUAAAAUUAUACUCAGUGCUUUGAGUUAUUCACAUUUAUGUUUAAUUUUGUUAAAUUCUUUAUCAGAACAUAAAUAUGUUGUCUUCUGUACUUUGUAAUUUGUGCAUAUCUAAAGAGACUAGCAGUGAACAUUUUGGAAGAUGUUUUUGUGUGUUUUUUUAAUAGUAGAGUUCUAGAGUACUUGUGUCUUGAUAUGAAGUUUCUAUUAGUAAACUCAAGAUCUUAUUUUGCAUACCUUUGCUUCCUCUAAUGUGGAGUUUUUUGUGUACCUCUUAUCUUCUAAUCAUAUAGUGAUACUAAUCUUUUCAUAGUAAAUAUACUUGUUUCUAAUUGUAUUCCUAGAGUUUACAUUCCUGAAGAAUAAACUAUGACUUUGCAUAUUUUUAUGUGCUCCCUACCUUUUUAAGGCUAUGGAAAUAAACUGGAGUUUAGCUUUUUGAAGUUUUGUAUAUUUGUGUAAAUGUUGUUCAUAUGCAAUACUUUAUACAGCAGUGUUGCCUUUUGUUUUAUUGAAAAUAAAAACUGAAAAAAUA
Molecule: messenger RNA, 6294 nt
Organism: Nyctereutes procyonoides (raccoon dog)
Lineage: Eukaryota; Metazoa; Chordata; Mammalia; Carnivora; Canidae
Gene: HYCC1
Product: hyccin PI4KA lipid kinase complex subunit 1
Exons: 12
Coding region: 292-1857 (521 amino acids)
Biological process (GO): phosphatidylinositol phosphate biosynthetic process; protein localization to plasma membrane
Cellular component (GO): plasma membrane
Source: RefSeq, a predicted model, not a curated record